AUGGACUCGCACUGCGACUGUGCCGAGCCCCCGGCCGCCGAGCAGCCGUCGGGGAGGAUUAACAAAACCGCCUUCAAGCUUUUCAGGAGGAGGAAGGCCGGGGCAACCAUGCCGAGCAUCUUCGGGGUGCGGAGCAGAGGCGGGGAGGGGAAGGGCGCCGGCAAGCCGGGGAUGGUGCGGAGCCGGACGCACGACGGCUUGGCCGACGCCGUGCUGGAGAGCGGCAAGAAGGAGGAACCGGGCGGCGGCGAGCCGCAGAGCCGCGAGGCGCAGGAGCGGCCGGCCGGCAGCCUCGGCGGCCCCGCCGGCAGCGCGGUGGCCAAGUCGCACAGCUUCUUCUCGCUGCUGAGGAAGAACGGCAGGCAGGCGGAGGGCGCGGAGCCGCGGGCCGGCGGCAGACAAAAGAGGGGGCUGAAGGGGAUCUUCAGCAGCAUGCGGUGGCACAAAAAGGACAAAAACGGCAAGGAGGAGAGGGGGGAAACCUCGGACAUCCAGUCCGGCCUUAUUAUGCCGGGAUCCCUGACCGCCAGCCUGGAGUGCAUCAAGGAGGAGACGCCGAAACCUUUGUCUGAGAGCCCGAGCGGCGCGGGAGACGCGGGGCCGGAGCCGCCGCGGGAGAAGCGCAGCGGCGAGGCGCCCUCCGCGGCCGAGGAGCCCGAAGCGGGCGGCGCGGAGCCGCGGGCCAGCAGCCCCCCGGCCCGGGAGGAGCCGCCCGCCGCCGUGCGGCCACCCGAGGAGCUCAGCCGCGAGCGACCGGAGCCGGCCGCCGGAGAGGUUGGGACUGCGAAGGAUGCGGCGAUAACAGGCUGCGGAGAUAUUAUUGCGGACCAUGAGGAGGAUGUGGGCGGCGGGAGUGGCGUCUGCGAGAAGAGCACCCCCGGGCCCAGCAAGCUGGGUGCCACCAAGAAGCACCCCACCAUGGUGGCCUACCAGGGAGGAGGGGAGGAGAUGGCCAGCCCCGACCAGGUGGAUGACACCUGCCUGCAGGAGUUCUGGGAUAUGCUGUCACAGACAGACGAGACUCAGACGCAAGCGGGAGGAAGCGGAGGAGGGACAAAGAAGCCCGAGGGAUUGAAGGAAACCCGAGGUACCGAGGGGGCCCAGAAUAGGGUGGUGGUGAAACGUGGUGGCCUCCACCAGAUUGCCAUUCACCUGAACCACAAAGAGGAGCAGAAGAGCAGGGAAAAGGAGCAGCACGAGGGCGUCCCAAACAGCGAUGAGGGCUACUGGGAUUCCACCACGCCUGGACCCGAGGAAGAUAGUUCCACAAGCAUCCAAAAGGAAACCCUUCCCAGGGAUAGCUACAGUGGGGAUGCUCUCUACGACCUUUAUGCUGAGCCGGAUGAGAACCCACCAGCGGGGCCUACAAAUGAGGAAGUCCCCAGUGUGCCACGCUCCAAGCCCGUGUCUCCAAUAACAACCGUGAGCUCACUGAAAACACCCUCAAGCACAGCGAAGGACUCCAAGAUACCCAUCAGCAUUAAACACCUUUCCUCGCAUCCCACCAGCCAUGGAGCAGAUGCCAGUAACAGCCAUCACAUCACACACCAUCACCUGGCCAAAAGUGAGAUGCACAGAACAAAAAUCCCCGUCUCCAAAGUCCUGGUACGCCGGGUCAGUAACAGGGGCGUAGCAGGGGCAACCGUGAAAACUGUCACGCACCAGGACAGUGCCAAAAAGUAG
This is a messenger RNA of Cinclus cinclus, 1683 nucleotides long. It is a transcript of the gene AMER2, whose product is annotated as APC membrane recruitment protein 2. Gene Ontology annotation, biological process: regulation of canonical Wnt signaling pathway. Gene Ontology annotation, cellular component: plasma membrane. The transcript is spliced from 2 exons. Gene Ontology annotation, molecular function: beta-catenin binding; phosphatidylinositol-4,5-bisphosphate binding. Lineage: Eukaryota; Metazoa; Chordata; Aves; Passeriformes; Cinclidae. The coding region runs from base 1 to 1683 and encodes 560 amino acids. The record is from RefSeq and is a predicted model, not a curated record.